AGUGCUUGCUAUAUUUCUACGACAAGCAUGACAACCAAAUUUAUUCUAUCACACUCGUCCUCGCCCCACUGAGGAAGACAAAGAUAAGACUUAAAGUCAGUCACUCUGAUGCUAUAAUAAUUCAGUCGGUCCACUAUUUACUUGUAUCUGCUUCACUCCCAGACAGAAGCAGAUCUUUCAACUGAAGCUGAAAGGCCACAAACACGGAUUCUGCUUGAACAACUUACCCUGGUUAUAGUUAUAUCUUUUUUUGCAGACUACCAAAGAAAUUUAUUUCUAUAUUCUGAAAAAUACUUCACCACUUUGGAUACUAUAAGCCAUUACAAUGCUGGCUAAAAAUUAUUUAAUCUACCUUCUUUUGGCAACCCUCUUAAUUAUGGCUGUUAUCCAGCCAGGAAAUGCUAAGAAAAAGAGGAAAAAGUCAAGGAAAAGAAAACGACCCAAACAAGUGGAAUCUUACAACACGACAACCUGUACUAAGAUAAUGCUGCCAAUGUGCCGGAAUUUAAUUCCUUAUUCAGAUACUCAAUUAACAAUGAAAAAAGAAGGAGUUUUAAUGACCCAAGGCCAAUUGUCAGCUCUGAUUGAACCACUCUGGGCAUUUAUGGAUACUGAAUGCUCUUCACAUUUCCGGCUGCUGGCAUGUGGUUAUUAUCUGCCAAAAUGCCACCCUACAACAGGUAAUCCAAUGCUGCCUUGUAGGUCUCUGUGCAGAGAUGCUAAAAAGGAAUGUUCUAGAACUUUUAAUAGACACAGUAUAAAGUGGCCUAACGAGCUGAAAUGCACCAAUUUCCCAACCAAAAACUGUGUGAGUUCAUCAGACAACACUCAUGUUAAAUCUGUUGUAGACACUGGAUCAAGAUGUAUCCUCAACGUUAUUCCAAUGUGUGCCAACCUUACUUCAAACAUCACUCCAGUUAAGAAAUAUAUGUUUGGAGUCCUACCUAACAUGUUUCUACAAAAUUCUCCAGGACAGAUUUUCAAAGAAAUGAAUAAUUUCAAAGAACUUGUUGAAUCAAAUUGCUCACCAAAUAUUGCUUUCUUUGUCUGUGGCGUUUACUUACCAUUCUGCACUGGCAACGAAGGUACUGAUGGAUUCCGCGUGCCAUGCAAAGAAGUGUGUGACGAAGUUUUCGCAGCAUGUGAAACUAAGUUGCUUGAAAUCACCGGAGUUAACUGGCCUAGUAAAUUCCAGUGCCAUCGCUAUCCUUCAAGGGAAUCUACUAGAAACCGUUUGAAAUGUCUGGAAGCUGAUCAAUUGGAUAUUGUACGAAAAGCUGCACUCCCUUCUCUAAACAAGACUGAAACUAACUAGCAUUACCAACCAAAUAUUUUCUAGAAAGGAAACGCUAAGCUAUCUUUUAUUCAAUCUUUAUUUCAUGCUACUAGAAUCUGCAAACAUGCAAACGUCCAUAUAUAUACAUAUACAUAUACAUACAUAUAUACAUACAUACGUGCACACAGGCAACCACAUACAUACACGAUUUUUGUUAAAUGCAACUAACAUACUAAAUACACUUUAUUUAAUUAAUUGCUUUUUUUUCCCCAAUACAUGAAUUUCUUCACAUAUCGUAUUUUCCUUCAAUCUUUGGUUAAUAGUAGUAAUAAUAACAAUAGUAAUAAUAACAACAAUAACAAUAAUAAUAAUAAUAAUAAUAAUAAUAAUAAUAAUAAUAAUAAUAAUAAUAAUAAUAAUAAUAAUGACAAUAAUGAUGAUAAUGAUAAUUUAAAGGAAGAAAUGUUUGAUAAACUUCUGCAACAACAAAGUAAAUGAUAAUAUUUAUAUAUAUUUUAAACCCAUCAUCAUUAUUAAAAAAAUUAACAGUUAUUCAUAAAAGAAAGCAGGAAAAUAAAGAAAUUUCCACUAGAAAGAAAAAUUUUAUUCCAGAGGAACAAUUGUAUAUUGUAUAGCUUACAACUGUAUGCAAUUAUAUUCUCUAUUAUAUAUAUAUAUAUAUAUACAUACUUUAAUGCAUAUAUAUAUGUGUAUGUAUAUAUAUAUAUAUAUAUAUAUAUAUAUAUAUAUAUAUAUAUAUAUAUAUAUAUAUAUAUACAUAUAUAUAUAUAUAUCUAUAUAUAGUCACACUUUACCAACAUGAACAUUUAUGUAAAACAAAAUCUAAGCAAUAGUAUUUCUACAUGAGCAGUAAUUCAUGUUUAGACUUACCUAUACAUUGCUACAUGAAGAAACAAACCUUGUUAAAUAUCACUACAUGAACAUCAACACAAGCUGUUAGACAAUGAGAUAUUGCUACAUAAACGACCAUAUAUCUUUAGGUGCUGUUACAUGAAAUCCCAUGUACUCUUAGCUUGCGCUACAUGAAAAGAAAACCAAAAAAAAAUCCUUACAUAUUUUAGAUAUUGCUACACAAAAAAAGACCCAUUGCUACACGAGCAACUGUAUAUUUUAGGCACUGCUACAUGAACAGAUACAUUUCACUAGACCUUGCUACAUUAACAGCAAUAUACUGUUGAACAUUGCUAAUAUAAACAGUCAUACACAAUAUAUAUAUACAUAUUAAUUUGUAUAUUAUAUACUAGUUACUUUAAUAUAUUCACAUUAAUUAUGAUAAUGUGAUGACGUGCCAUAUGUUCUCUUACACUAUACUGGUAUUUUUUCUAUAUUUUUUGAUACUUUUUUUAUUAUUAUUAUUAUUUUUGCCAUCUCAUCUUUUAAUUAGUAUCAGUUUCUUGCACUGCUAUAAAUCACUGGAAGGACACAAUACCUACUUGUUAACUAUUAUAUAACAUAAGUUUAUAGUUAGUUAAUAUGUAAAUGAAAGUUUGAAAAGAAAUUGAUGUGAAUUCAAA
This is a messenger RNA of Octopus bimaculoides (California two-spot octopus), 2811 nucleotides long. RefSeq lists its product as uncharacterized. Gene Ontology annotation, cellular component: plasma membrane. Gene Ontology annotation, biological process: non-canonical Wnt signaling pathway; canonical Wnt signaling pathway. Gene Ontology annotation, molecular function: Wnt receptor activity; Wnt-protein binding. The record is from RefSeq and is a predicted model, not a curated record. Lineage: Eukaryota; Metazoa; Mollusca; Cephalopoda; Octopoda; Octopodidae.